Molecule: messenger RNA, 2845 nt
Organism: Betta splendens (Siamese fighting fish)
Lineage: Eukaryota; Metazoa; Chordata; Actinopteri; Anabantiformes; Osphronemidae
Product: gap junction gamma-1 protein-like
Exons: 5
Coding region: 248-1381 (377 amino acids)
Biological process (GO): cell communication
Cellular component (GO): connexin complex
Source: RefSeq, a predicted model, not a curated record
CAGGAGCCCGCAGGACUCCGAAGCCUUUCUUUUGUCCUCUUCCUUGGGACCCCGACACAUGGGGUCAACGCGGACUGCAUGGGUUCACACUGACUGGCUGCCAUAGUCUCGCACGGACGCGGACGCACGCGGAUGCCGAUGAGAGCGCGCGUUAAUUAGGAAAACCUGGUCGAGCAAUUAAGCCGGAGACAAGACGCGCGGAUUGGAGCGCAGAAGCUAGCGUUAGCUCCCCGGUCACCUCGGCGCCAUGAGCUGGAGCUUCCUGACGCGUCUGCUGGACGAGAUCUCCGACCACUCCACCUUCGUGGGGAAGAUCUGGCUGGUGGUGCUGAUCAUCUUCCGCAUCGUGCUGACGGCCGUCGGGGGCGAGACCAUCUACUACGACGAGCAGAGCAAGUUCGUGUGCAACACGCAGCAGCCCGGGUGCGAGAACGUGUGCUACGACGCGUUCGCGCCGCUCUCGCACGUCCGCUUCUGGAUCUUUCAGGUGAUCAUGACCACCACUCCCACCAUCAUGUACCUGGGCUUCGCCAUGCACAAGAUCGCGCGCAUGGGCGACAGCGAGUACCGCCCCGGCCGGAGGAUGCCCCUCGUCUCCCGGGCGACGGCUCGGGACUACGAGGAGGCCGAGGACAACGGCGAGGAGGACCCCAUGAUCGUGGAGGAGAUCGAGUCGGACAAGGCUGCCAAAGCGGACAAAAGCCCGGGGAAAAAGCACGACGGCCGCCGGCGGAUCGCGCGCGACGGCCUGAUGAGGGCCUACGUGGCGCAGCUCGUGCUGCGCGCCGCCUGCGAGGUGGCCUUCGUGCUGGGCCAGUACUUCCUGUACGGCUUCGAGGUGAUCCCCUCCUACGUGUGCACGCGCGCGCCCUGCCCGCACACGGUGGACUGCUUCGUGUCCCGGCCCACCGAGAAGACCAUCUUCCUGCUGGUCAUGUACCUGGUGUCCCUCCUGUGUCUGCUGCUCACCGUCCUGGAGCUCCUCCACCUGGGGGUCGGCGGCGUCCGGGACACGGUCCGCCGCCGCGCCGCGCGCCGCCCGUGCCCCCCGCGCGCCCUGGCCUCGGCGCCGCCCGGGUACCAUUCUGCCACCAAGAAGGAGAAACCCGGAGGGGAGCGGAGGGACUCGCCGACCGCCGACUCGGGCCGGGACACCUUCAGGGACGAGCGGCCGCCCGGCACGGAGCUGGAGCGGCUGCGGCGGCACCUGAAGCAGGCGCAGCAGCACCUUGACUUGGCCUACCAGGCGGACGAGGGGAGCCCGUCGCGAAGCAGCAGCCCGGAGGUCAGCGCGUCUGCACAAUCUGCUGCUGAACAGAACCGCCUCAACUUUGCCCAGGAGAAGCAGGGAGAGGCCAGUGACAAAGGGAUACAUGCCUGAGCGUGCUUCCUGCCUCAGAUGUCUGUGCUUCAUUCCUACUGGCCUUAAACACAUGGGGAAGCACAUAUGGGAAUGCAGUCAGACCACUGAGGGAGACCAAAGUGUGUGUGUGUGUGUGUGUGUGCGUGCGUGCGUGUGUGUGUGUGUGACAGAAAUGAGCCUUUCAGUAUUAGGGGUCAGCCGUAAAGGGAGAAGGAGCCGACCGAGCUGCGUUUCGACAAAUGAUUUCAUCUCCAUGACUCUAGACUUGAAAGCCUGCCACAUCUCAAGUUGGUUCUUGCCAACCGGAAUCCAACCCUGUGCCUUCGGCCACUGGGCGCGUUUUGUGCCUGGCGACGCAACAGUCCUGGACCGUUUCACAUCUUGCACAGAUUACAGCCGGCUUCGAGCACCUCUGGCUGACUGUACAUUUGUUUUUUUCUGUGCUUUUCUUUCUAAAGAGGGGCUCUCGGUUUAAUACGUGUUGCAGAGUGUUACCAUCUCAGUUGGUUGAGGCUUAUUAGCCCCUGAAUCUCCCAAAACACAGCCUUAACCUGUUCUACAUUACAUGUUGGGGAUUGAAGGGGUUUAUUUGCCAGGAGCCACACCAUUUUCAAAAAUGUUGCUUCAAACUUCCAUUCGGCCAAAUGUUUACCUGGGAAAUGCUUGAAUCCUUUAUCGACGGGAAAUGUUGUGAAAAAAUUCUCAAUCAUAUUUUGUACCGUGAAAACAUUGAAAAUACUCCAUUUAUUUCACCUGUAACUCUUUUUACUAUGACUCUAAAUUGGUUACCUUGGCAACACAUGCCGCUUGUUUAUUGACUGCUGAAAGGUAGGCGCUUGGUGGUUGGUCAGUGCUUUUCUUUAAAUUAUGUAAUGUAUAGAAAAAAGUGAUUCGUGUUUGUCGUUGCUGGUCAUUUCAGAAACGUUUCGUUUGCCUUUUCGGAAGGGUUUUGCUAAGCAGCUGCUAACAUCUGUCUCCUACUGUUUCAAACUCCGUCCUCGUCUGUUCGUAGAUUUACAUUCUCCUUUGAUGAGACAGAUUUUCCGUCGUGGACGCGCACCGCCGCUCGUGCUGACACACGGACGCUUUCAUGUGUUUGGAGGAAGGAGAGCGAGACGUUCACCGUGGCCGAGGAAAGGAUGACUGCUGACGCACGAGCCGGUGCCAUGUAAACAAAUGCAAUCCUCCAUUCGUCAAGUUUUUUUUUGUCUUUUCUCAGUUAACCUCAGCGUUCACACAAAGUUCAUUCUUCACAGCCCGUCAGUCGGUUUUAUCUUCUGUGCCUUGGAAAAAAAACACACUCUGAUGCUGUAUUUUUGUAAUCAUCUCACUUCCGGUUUUGCUACUUAAGGCAAUGUCCGACAUUCCCAUUUGAAUAUGGUACGUUUUCAGUGAUUUACACUAUCUCUUUGCAAGUUUUGUAGUGUUUGUAACUGUAGAGAAUAUUUUGUCUUGUCGUUUGUAAAUAAAUAUUUGAACUGA